GUCCAGAGACCCUUCCUAUUAUUGCCUAUUUCGUGCAUAUUUCGUGCAUACUAGGUUACAAGACUCAUGCCUACUCACUUUUGCUUUGGAUGCGCUACCUAGGAUUGUACAAUACAUACUUACCAUACCUACUGACCGAAGCCCAUUGUAAUUUGCUCUUUCAUCCGUUGUUUUCUAUAUUCGCCGGUGACUCUGGUUCAAAUUGAUUAUGUAAAUGCCGAACACUUAAGCCGCCAUUGUUCAAUGUACAUACCUACCUACCUACAUAGGUCCUACAUACAUACAUACCUAGUAUCCCGUCUCUUAUAACUCCGUUUGCCGUUUGCCGUUUGCCGACUUAUAAUCGCCAUACAUAUCCCUCGCCUCCCUGCGCGCACCUCUCCUCACUUUUCUCCGGCAUAUCAUACAUAGUAAACUACCUGAGACUCAAGUUUCAGUUUCAGAGUUUGUGUAAUAACUUGGAUAAACUUGAAGUUAAUGAGUGAGACUUUGAGACUUACAUACACUGAACACUGAAUAUACUUACCCCUACCUACCUAAGUACCCAAGGUCCUCAAGUACCUACAGUACAUACCGUCGCCCUCGCUUUACCUGCCACUCGAUUUCCUAAUUGAGCUUUAACUUUUGGCCAUACUAUGGCCCUAGAACCCGAAGACAAAGAAAACAAGCCGGCAGAUCCGCUCACAGAAGUCAACACCACUUCCAAUUCUGAGCCAGCAAGUCCCAUCUCAGGAAAUGGCGACUCAGAAAAGGAGAUUCAGAAAGACGAUGACCCUGAAAGAGAGCGAGUCGGCCGCGAAGAGCUGAAGCAUACUCAGAGCUAUGCUACCGACACAAGCGCCGCCACCCGCACUACCUCAAGGGCGACCUUGCCCGUACCUAAGCCAUGGUACAAAACCCCCAAUCCACUAAGAUGGGGGUCGAUACCGCCCGUUCCUAAAGAGCGGCAAGUCUCGAGGGAGUACACUGCUGGUUUCUUUAGCAAAUUGACUUUCCAGUGGAUGGCCCCCUUAAUGAAUGUUGGUUAUAAGCGGCCCCUAGAGCAGGAUGAUAUCUGGAAGGUAAAUCCCGAUAGGACUGCCGAGAAGAUGACUGCCAAAGUAAAGGAGUCAUUUGAGAGACGAAUGAAAAAUGGUGAUAAGUACCCGCUCCUUUGGGCAAUUCACGAAUCGUUCUGCUGGGAGUUCUGGAUCGGCGGAUUCUGUCAACUGAUCGCAUCCAUCCUCCAAGUCAUGUCCCCCUUUACUUUGCGAUAUCUCAUCACUUUCGCGCAAGAAGCCUGGGACGCGUCCCAGAACGGAACGCCCCCACCGCAAAUCGGUGGAGGGAUUGGUCUCGUCAUUGGCGUCACUGCUAUGCAGGUUCUGCAGAGCUUGGGAGUCAACCACUUCAUUUACCGCGGUAUGAUGGUUGGAGGACAAGUACGGGCUGUCCUUAUCAGCAUAAUCUUUGAGAAAUCCAUGGUUCUCUCCGGCCGAGCAAGGGCUGGUGGUGUACAGGAGAUCACCGGUGUCUCCGCCAAAGAUGACGUGGAAGAUAAAGGAAAGGUGAACGCAGAAAAGGCAGACAAGUCUGAUAAGUCCAAAAAAGGAGGCCCAGAGGGAGCUAAGGCCGGUGUGUCAGGUGACGGGACCGGCUGGAGCAAUGGAAAGAUCGUGACCUUGAUGAGUGUCGAUACUUACCGUAUAGAUCAAGCUAGUGCCUUCUUUCACAUGAACUGGACAGCACCGAUUUCUUGCAUCAUCACUCUCGUUGUUCUUCUCAUCAACUUGACGUACAGUGCCCUUGCAGGAUUCGCACUUCUCGUCAUAGGUGUUCCGGCGUUGACUCGAGCCAUUCGACUCCUCUUCAGGCGCCGUGCUGCCAUCAACAAGAUAACGGAUCAACGUGUGAGCUUGAUGCAGGAGAUUCUCCAAUCUGUUCGUUUUGUUAAAUUCUUUGGAUGGGAGAGGGCUUUCUUGGAACGUCUCAAGGAUAUCAGAGACCGGGAGAUUCAUGCCAUUCAGGUUCUUCUGUCGAUUCGAAACGCCAUCAAUGCUGUCAGCAUGUCGCUUCCCAUCUAUGCCUCUAUGUUGUCCUUCAUAACGUACUCCCUCACUAAUCACGGCCUUCCGGCUGCACAAGUCUUUUCUUCCCUUGCGCUCUUCAACAGCUUGAGAAUGCCUCUAAACCUGCUUCCUCUCGUGAUAGGACAGACGGUCGACGCCUGGUCAUCACUGAAGCGCAUACAAGAGUAUAUGCUAUCCGAGGAGCAGAAAGAAGACGUCGUCUCUAGACCUGAGGGAAAUAAUGCUGUCGAGAUGCACGGCGCGGCUUUCACGUGGGAGAGAACGCCAACACAAGACUCCGAGAAGGACGCAAGUCCCAGCGGGAAAAAGAAGGGCAAAGAUGGAGACAUGACAAAGGGUGCGAAUCGGACUUCUAAUACAAAUAAUAACAAUAAUGGUGGCGAAGACACAGCGAGCACGCUUGUGGAGGAACGGGAGCCCUUCAAACUCCAGGACCUGGAUAUUGAAAUCGGCAGAAAUGAGCUGGUUGCUGUGAUUGGAACUGUCGGGAGUGGGAAGAGUUCCUUGCUUGCUGCCCUGGCUGGAGACAUGCGGAAGACGUCAGGAGAGGUUGUGCUGGGUGCUUCUCGCGCUUUUUGCCCACAAUACGCCUGGAUUCAGAACACAAGUGUUCGUAAUAAUAUUCUGUUUGGCAAGGAGAUGGAUCGUGAGUGGUACAAGGAAGUUGUAGAAGCAUGCGCCCUACAGCAAGAUUUAGACAUGCUUCCGAACGGGGAUGCUACUGAAAUAGGUGAACGAGGUAUCACCAUCUCAGGUGGACAGAAGCAGCGUCUCAAUAUUGCUCGAGCCAUAUACUUCGAUGCCGAUAUCGUGCUCAUGGACGACCCGCUCAGUGCAGUCGACGCUCACGUUGGCCGGCAUAUCAUGGAUAAUGCCAUUCUAGGACUCCUAAAGGACAAAUGUCGUAUUCUUGCCACACACCAAUUGUGGGUGCUCAACCGCUGCGACCGGAUCAUCUGGAUGGAUGGUGGUAAGAUUCAAGCGGUCGACACGUUUGACAACCUCAUGGCGAACUAUGCCAGCUUUAGGCAUCUGAUGGAGACAACGGCGGUGGAAGAGAAGAAGGAGGACGAUCCAGCCGCUGUCGAGGAGAAAACAGCGGAUGGCGCUAAGGAUAAAAAGAAGAAGAAGAAGAGCCAAGGGUUGAUGCAAGCAGAGGAGCGAGCAGUGGCUAGUGUACCUUGGUCUGUCUAUACCGCCUAUAUUCGAGCCUCGGGAAGUAUUUUCAACGCCGUUAUCACUGUUUCCGUUUUGUUGCUCUCCCAGGGUGCCAACAUCAUGACGAGCUUGUGGCUUUCUUACUGGACAUCGGACCAUUUCGGCCUCACUAUGGGCGUGUACAUUGGCGUGUAUGCCGCACUGGGAACGCUGCAGGCCCUCCUGAUGUUCCUCUACUCGAUACUGCUAACCAUGUUUGGUACAACUGCGAGCAAGACGCUUCUGAGACAGGCAGUGACCAAAACUCUCAGAGCGCCCAUGUCCUUCUUCGACACGACACCGCUAGGUCGUAUCACGAAUCGAUUCUCAAGGGAUGUGGAUGUGAUGGAUAACAAUUUGACCGACGCCUUGAGGAUGUACUUCCUUACGUUGUGCAUGAUCAUCUCCGUGUUCGCGUUGAUCAUUGCCUUCUUCUACUACUUCGCUAUCGCGCUGGUUCCGCUGGCAGUACUCUUCAUCCUAGCCGCAUCGUACUAUCGGGCUUCUGCCCGAGAAGUCAAGCGUUACGAAUCUGUUCUCCGAUCCGUGGUAUUCGCCAAGUUUGGCGAAGGUCUCAGCGGUGUGGCAUCGAUUCGUGCAUACGGGCUGCAACAACGAUUCAUCGACGACCUUCAACACGCCAUCAACGAGAUGAACGCAGCGUAUUACUUGACCUUUUCCAAUCAACGAUGGCUGUCGGUCCGACUUGACACCAUUGGAAAUGCGCUCGUGUUUACCACGGGAAUAUUGGUCGUGACGUCCCGAUUCAGCGUUUCACCAUCGAUCGGCGGCCUCGUGCUUUCGUAUAUCCUCUCCAUCGUACAGAUGCUGCAGUUCACAGUCAGGCAGCUAGCCGAGGUGGAGAACGGCAUGAAUGCGGUGGAACGUCUCCAGUACUACGGCACUAAGCUCGAGGAGGAGGCUCCAGAGCACACCAUCGAGGUCCGUCCCACGUGGCCCGAAAAGGGCGAGAUUGAGUUUACGGAUGUCAAGAUGCAAUAUCGUGCCAACUUGCCCCUGGUACUCCAGGGCUUGACUAUGCAUGUUCGCGGCGGCGAGCGAAUAGGUAUCGUGGGCCGUACGGGAGCGGGCAAGAGCUCUAUCAUGUCCACCCUGUUCCGCCUCGUGGAGAUCUCAGGAGGCCGCAUCGUCAUCGACGGGGUGGACAUCUCCACCGUCGGUCUCCACGACCUGCGCUCACGCCUCGCCAUCAUCCCCCAAGACCCAACACUCUUCCGCGGCACCGUCCGAGGCAACCUGGACCCCUUCAACGAGCACACGGACCUAGACCUCUGGUCGGCCCUCCGCAAAGCCGACCUCGUGCCCGCCGACGCCGCCAUCGAUGACAAGGACCCGUCGCGCAUCCACCUCGACAGCGUCGUCGAGGAAGACGGGCUCAACUUCUCCCUCGGCCAGCGGCAGCUCAUGGCGCUCGCGCGCGCCCUCGUGCGCGGGUCCCAGAUCAUCGUCUGCGACGAGGCCACCUCCUCCGUCGACAUGGAGACCGACGACAAGAUCCAGAAGACCAUGGCCACCGGCUUCCGCGGCAAGACGCUGCUGUGCAUCGCCCACCGCCUGCGCACCAUCGUCGGCUACGACCGCAUCUGCGUCAUGGAUGCGGGGCGUAUUGCUGAGCUGGGCAGCCCGAUGGAGUUGUGGGCGAGAGAGGGGGGUGGCAUAUUUAGGGGGAUGUGUGAGAGGAGUGGGAUUAGGAGGGAGGAUAUUGAGGGGGCGGUUGCGGGGUUGAAUGGUGUUGAUGAUGAGGAUGAGAAGAAUGAGGAAGAGGGUAGGGAUGGGGAAAAGGGGGACUUGGGGGCUGAGGGGAGUAGGAGGGAGAAGGAUGAUGAGGUAUAGGUAGGUAGAUGAUGUUUGGAUUAGUCAAGAUCUUGGAUAUGAUGUGUUGGAGAAGGAUGGGGGAAAUGUGUUUUGAAUAGCACAGGUAGGUAGGUACCUGGGUAUUGUAGGUAAAGACGGACGGUGUUGCGGAUUUUACGGACAUAGGUAUUGGAUAGAUGUGGGAUGUGAGAUACGGGAUACAUAGAACAUGAGGUGAGAUGAGAUGAGAUACGUGGGCAUAUGGGGGUAUGGUGAUAUGGAGGGUGCACACCUACU
This is a messenger RNA of Hypoxylon fragiforme, 5378 nucleotides long. Its product is annotated as P-loop containing nucleoside triphosphate hydrolase protein. The transcript has 3 exons. Bases 636 to 5120 code for a protein of 1494 amino acids. The record is from RefSeq and is a predicted model, not a curated record. Gene Ontology annotation, molecular function: ABC-type transporter activity; ATP binding; ATP hydrolysis activity. NCBI's taxonomy places the organism in Eukaryota, Fungi, Ascomycota, Sordariomycetes, Xylariales, Hypoxylaceae. Gene Ontology annotation, cellular component: membrane. Gene Ontology annotation, biological process: transmembrane transport.